Meloidogyne enterolobii is the source of this 1967-nucleotide messenger RNA. The record is from the annotation of a GenBank genome assembly. NCBI's taxonomy places the organism in Eukaryota, Metazoa, Nematoda, Chromadorea, Rhabditida, Meloidogynidae.
UUUCAAAAAUGCCUAGUGCUGCAAGUAUUAUUCCUGUUUUUACAAGUGCUAGUAGCAAGACUACUAGAAGGCGUAGAAUUUUAAAUAAACCUGAUUUUAUAGAUGAUUCUACAAAAGGCAAGGCUAAAAAGACUAAAAAGAAAAAGCAAAAACAAAAGGCAAAAAAUAAUUCCACAAUGGAUGAACAGUUAUUAAACGAAGUUACUAUUAAUGAUGUUGAACAAGACGAUCCUCAGACGGGUGAAUUGGAAAGUGGUGCAGACCAUGUUGAAAUUGGUCCGGAUCCUGUUGAAGCUAGUGUUAAUGAAGAGGAGAUGCCUCCAAGAAUUUCUGUUGAUUCUACAGGAGGCAAUGCUUGUUUAAACAACGAGGGGACUGAGGAUGGAAGUGAGAAUUUACUUGAUUUGCAAGUGAAUGAGCCUUCCAAUUCACAAGCCGAUCAGUCUGAAGAAAUGAAUUGUCUUGUUGCCGAGAAGUUAAUUGAGAAACAAAGUGGUGUAAAUAAAUUAAUCGAGCCUGUAUUAAAUUUUGAUUCCUCAAUGGAUCUACAGUUAUCUAACAAAGAGAAUAUUGGUUACUCAACCCAAAGUGUUUCUUGCGGAGCUAGCAUUGUUGUAAGUAUGCCUACAGAAGAGGGACUUUCAGUAAUUACUCAGGUUAAUAUUGAUUCUGGUGAAGGCAGUUUUUUGGAUUUAAAGAAAUCUCAAAAUUCUAAUUUGGCAAUAAAAAAUAAGGAAUCUAAUAAACGAAAAAAUCGACAGAAAAACAUUUUGGGUGAUAAAGGAAAUAUUCCUUCGACUUCUGAAGAAAAUAGUCGACCUUUUGGAACAAGUGGUGGUUCUGAUGAUACUUCUGAUGGAAAGCCUCCAAGAAAAGUUUUAAAAGAAAAACUUGACAUAUAUGACGCAAGUUUUUCAAAGUUAUCUGGAGAAGAAGUUAAGAGUGAUUGUACUUCUCAACAAUUAUCAGAAGUGCUUAAUGUAUUCACUAAUAGCUAUUUUAAAUUGGUUAAAAAGAAGGAAAAAUUAAAGGAGAAUUUGUCUGUUGUUAAAACAAAGCUUGCUGUUGCUGAAAAAAAACCGCAGAAAUAUAUUAAAUUGGAAGAUGCAUUUAAAUUGCUUCGAAGGGAUGAUGUUACUGGCCAACCUUUUGAGGAAUUAGUGGAGAUAGAUGAGGAUUACUUUUUUAAGAAAAUCCGAGAUUUAAUUGUGACAAAAGUUAAAUUAUCCAAAAAAGGAAAAAAGCCUAGGCUUGUGUAUAUGUCUUCUGAAAUGUAUAUUAAAAGAGCUAUUAAGUUUUUGGAAGGCGAAGAAAGACGUGACGAGUGUUUUGCUUCCGAAGCAAUCUGGGGAGCAUUUGCAAUAGAAGUAGCGUUAUUUUACAAAGAAUUUGACAUUUUGAUUGUUGGCCAUAGUUCGUUGCAGACACUUGCCUUAUUUGCUGUCGAAUCCCACUAUAAAGAUUCCGAUCCCACCUUUUUCAGAAGCAUUAUAGAUAACUUGAAUCAUUGUCAUAAAAACUUCUACUCCGGGAAUGAAGAAACGCGAACAGUGUAUAAUUACUUAUCAUACGUAGAAAAAUUUUGCGGAUAUAUUAAAAAAAUUGAUAAAGCGGUUUUUAAAGAAGAAAUUGUAAAAUUUCUUCCAACAAACAAAGAACCAAAAGAAAUGGAUCAUAUAUUUAUAUAUAAAUGGUAUCAAGAUUAUAAAAUUGGUGGUCAUGGACCUCAUCACUUUAAAUACGAGGCAACUGAUAGAAAACGCAAAGAUAAAAACAUUCAACAAUCGAAAGGUGUAGAUGGUGAAGGUUGUUCUACUUCAAUGACUACUGGGAGUGGACAAGGAGGAGGACGUGGUUUAACUGGCAGUGGAAAUAAGGAAGAUAAAUGGUUUUACAAUAAAGGAGGAAAUAAAGGUUGGAAUAAUCGUGGAGGUAGUAGAGGAAUUAAAAAAGGAGGAGGAAGAUGA